GGGAGGGAGAGAGAGACACAGCCGCCAGCAGAACUAGAUCAGAUUGCAAAGAUUGAUAGAGAGAGGGUGUUCAGCUAAUAAGAAGAGGUAACGCUCUCUCUUUAAUUUUCCACUUUUAGAAAUGUGACAAAUGACUUCAAGGUGACUAAAGAUUCCUGACUGAAAAGAAGUGCUGAAGCAGUCCAGAAGAUGGAGAUGCAAAAGCUUUUUUUUACAUUGGUAAAUUCCAAGAAACCUUGUUUAUGCCCAACAGCAGAGGACGAACUAAGGACGGAGUGAUUCGGUCAAAGAAAAUAAAAUAGUUCAGUAUUCCAUUGUUUUAGUCUUUGCUGUGAACCGUUUUCGACCGCAGGUGUGUUUCAUGUACGUGCAUGGUAUGUCGAAAGAUUUCCCCCGACUGAUGAAAACAGAGAUGAACGAUGAAGAAAUUCAAAGGGUUUCUGUGCCGGUGGCUCAGAAGGAUGGACUGGUUCUACCCUCAGGGAUCACAGUUGGAGAGACCGGCUCUGGUUGUUUAAACUCAGAGAGAAGAAUGAUGCUUCAGUUUGGCUAGCUGGGAUAUGAGCCAGUAGGAUACUGUGUUUCAGCUCUGAAGUGGGGGAUAAGAAGAACCAGGUGGAUAAUAUAAGGAAGUGGUUGGACCAGAGAACAACGCCCCACAGCCUACCUUCUCCCUGGCUACCACCAGCAGAGAUGGGGCUCUGGCAGUGAUAUCCCUGGGAAGAGCCUCUGACUAAGCCACUACACACCAGGAAUCCAGCACUGCCGACCCACUCCGAUCCUGCAGCCCGGCCCAUGUAGGCAGCAUGAGCGUGGGGCGGAUCAACCGUUACAGCAUUGUGUCGACUGAGGAGGAGGCCUUGCGCCUCACCAACAUGCACGGCAGCGGCGGCACGAACGGCUUCGGCAACGGCAAGAUCCACACGCGACGCAAGGUCCGCAACCGCUUUGUAAAGAAAAACGGCCAGUGCAACGUGCAGUUCGCCAACAUGGAGGACAAGUCGUUGCGCUACAUGUCUGACAUGUUCACUACAUGUGUGGACAUCCGCUGGCGCUACAUGCUGGUGGUGUUCACCCUGGUGUUUGUGCUGUCCUGGCUCGCCUUCGGCCUGGCCUUCUGGGUCAUAGCACUGCUUCACGGUGACUUGGACAACCCGUCCGGAGACGAUAACUUCACGCCCUGCGUCUUGCAGGUCAAUGGCUUUGUGGCCGCCUUCCUGUUCUCCAUCGAGACUCAGUCGACCAUCGGCUAUGGCUACCGGUGCGUGACGGAGGAGUGCCCGGUCGCCGUCUUCAUGGUGGUGUUCCAGUCCAUUGUGGGCUGCAUCAUUGACUGCUUCAUGAUCGGCGCCAUCAUGGCCAAGAUGGCUCGGCCCAAGAAACGAGCGCAGACGCUGCUGUUCAGCCACAAUGCCGUGAUCGCCAUGCGUGACAGUAAGCUAUGCCUCAUGUGGAGGGUAGGGAACCUGAGGAAGAGUCACAUUGUAGAGGCCCAUGUCAGAGCUCAGCUCAUCAAACCCCGGAUCACUGAUGAAGGGGAGUACAUCCCCCUGGACCAAAUAGACAUCAACGUGGGCUUUGACAAAGGCCUGGACAGAAUUUUCUUGGUUUCUCCCAUUACUAUUAUCCAUGAGAUUGAUGAGAACAGUCCGCUCUAUGGGAUUGGGAAAAACGAUCUAGAGACAGCAGACUUUGAGAUUGUGGUCAUUUUGGAGGGCAUGGUUGAGGCGACUGCCAUGACCACACAGGCCCGAAGUUCCUACCUGGCCACGGAGGUGUUGUGGGGUCACCGAUUUGAGCCUGUGCUCUUUGAGGAAAAGAACAUGUACAAGGUGGAUUAUUCACACUUUCACAAGACCUAUGAGGUACCGUCCACCCCGCGCUGUAGUGCCAAGGACAUGCUGGAGAACAAGUUCCUGGUACCCACCUCCAAUUCCUUCUGUUACGAGAAUGAGUUGGCCUUCCUCAGCCGGGAUGAGGAUGAGGAAGAGGAUGUGGUGAACGUGGGUGUUGGCAGUGGUGCCGGUGGGGUCAGAGUUUUGGCCACCCUGAACAGUCCUGAUCGGACCAGCCGACACGAGUUCGAGAGAAUGCAGACCUCCAGGGGACUGGACCAAAGGUCAUACCGCAGGGAGUCAGAAAUAUGACCUCUGUUUUUAGACCUACCUUGGGUCAACUUUUGAUACGUUUUUUUCCUUGCAAGGGUAAAAAUGCAGAACAAUGCAAAGUGCCAUAGGAGAAGUUGACUAAUGUUAUAAGAUGAAAAUUAAAUGAAGUGAACGUUAAAAACAAGCAAGCAAGAGUAUGCAGCUCAUAAAACUGUGGUAAAGAAUGUCUGCUAAAAAGGAAAAGGCCAAUGAAGGACCUUAUUCCUUCAUGGAAACUUGAAUAUCUUUUUGAUAAUGUAAUUUGAGUUGAGAGUGUUCAAUGAUUCAUCAAACAGCUAUAUUUGAAGACAAUAUCUAUUAAUCAUAUCCUAGGUGUAAAUAUUGCUUAGGUAAGUUCUGUUUUGUGUGGAAUAUCAUUUUGGAUUGGACUAUCAAUUUAAAAAUAUAUAUAUAUUAACUUGCUGUUGGGCAGAUAUUAUUAUUUUACAGUUAAAAGCUACCCAUAAAAUUCCUACAUUGCUGCAAUUCACAAUCGCUGAGUCCAGUGACACAGAAAAUACCUGUAGAAGUGAAAGGCAGCAGUUAGAGGCAGCGAGCCAUUCUAUUUUAUCCAACCAUUCAUAUUCUCACAACUUGGACAUCAUUGUAAACCGGUAUGAUAAAUACAUAUCAUUAUGUACUAUUAGAAAAACGUAGUAGUAUGCCCUACACUACAGUAAUGCAGUAAAUUACUUUAUAAGGGUUUGAAAGGAAAGUCUCAACAUUCUCCCAAAUAAUGAUUAACAGGUAAAAAAUAUAUUCCUUGAUUAAACUGCCAGAGGUCAGGAUUAUUAUGACCUCAAUAGAAACUGAAACAACAAAAUGGUUCACAUUUAAAUGUAAUUACAAUCCUUAAUUAAUUUUCUUUUAUUCUCUAACAAAUCUAUGCACAUUGUUAAUGCUAUCAUGGGACAGGAACUGGACAGGGCACUGUAGAAGAUGAGACAAUGUAAACUGACCACCUUAGUUUGGUGAAUUGAAUGAGCAUUGAGGGGCCUUCUCAUAUGUAGUGUUCACCCUCUACCUAAAGAGCAGUUAUUCUACUAUCAAAUCCCUUUUGAUAGCAAGGGUGAAUCCAGAAAGAAAGGGAGUUUACCAGGUCAGUGGAUGUGCAUUAAGUUUUGCUUUACAAAACAAAGUCCUACACAGGGUAUUCAUGUGAGACAGGGUAUUCAUGUGAGACAGGGUAUUCUCUUAUAUGUUAACAUCAUUCAUCUCAUUCUUUUAUCAAUAUGGGCAACCUAUUAAAAAGCCUAUAGAGCCCAAGAAGCCACUGUGUUGUAAGAUGUAGUGUUGCUUUAAUUUCGAAAGAUCGAAGCAAUAGACUUUACAUGAUCAGGUGGACAGCCAAUAUGAAAAGCAAUAAUACUGAAAUGCACCUUUCUGUUGUGUCCUACACAAUUGGAAAUUUGCACAAAGUUAAAUUGGGCUACUCAUGAAACCUACUUGUCUGGUUUAAGGAGUAUUCUUUGGUGGCAGCCCUGUUAGAUAAUGUGCACCACAUCUUUGACACUGAUGUAUGGAGUUACAAGGUUUUGAGUAGAGUAGAGUGUUGCAAUCCACAGACAUCCUUACUUUUUUUGAUUCCUCUGUGAAGUUAAGUUUAGUAGAAUGUUAAAUUAGAGCUGGAAUUGGUGAAACCGAUACGUCCGUUUGUGAUUUUAUUUCAGCCAACAUAAUAAUGUACAUAAUUGCACAUGCAAUAGAUCAGUAUGUCCUUUGCCUUUUUAAAAUGUUGACAGGGCCAACCUGUUGAGCUGUUUCACAAUGCAGAUUUCAGCUUCAUUAAGUAAGUACAACAGUUUGGCAAAGGGAUCGAGAGAGAGGUGUCCAUCCUAGACAGGUUUGCAACAUUCGCUCACCAUUUUAAACUCAAUUUUAGCAAACGUAAAAGUAUUUUUGGCCCUCAUUGGCCUUCUACAGAACAUCCACAAGAAGAGAAUGAACAAGAUCUAAUGGCAGAAAUGUUUUGUACGGUGUUUUUCUAUCUGAAAGCAUAGCUACUAAAACUACAUUUGCAAUAUGUAUUGGAUAAUGAUGCUUUGGAUUGGAAAUAUCCAAAACAACCAUCAUUGGGAAAGGAAAAAAAAGUGUAUGAAUUUUAAUAGUCUAGGUUUGACUUAAAGCACAAUAUCAAUAUGAAAUUGUGAAAAUUCAAAGAAAAUAAAGGUCAUAUUUUAGUA
This is a messenger RNA of Esox lucius (northern pike), 4330 nucleotides long. RefSeq names its product potassium inwardly rectifying channel subfamily J member 12a (gene kcnj12a). Gene Ontology annotation, biological process: potassium ion import across plasma membrane; regulation of monoatomic ion transmembrane transport. Bases 807 to 2147 code for a protein of 446 amino acids. The transcript has 2 exons. Gene Ontology annotation, cellular component: plasma membrane. Gene Ontology annotation, molecular function: inward rectifier potassium channel activity. The record is from RefSeq and is a predicted model, not a curated record. NCBI's taxonomy places the organism in Eukaryota, Metazoa, Chordata, Actinopteri, Esociformes, Esocidae.